Molecule: messenger RNA, 1008 nt
Organism: Chenopodium quinoa (quinoa)
Lineage: Eukaryota; Viridiplantae; Streptophyta; Magnoliopsida; Caryophyllales; Amaranthaceae
Product: pathogenesis-related protein-like
Exons: 2
Coding region: 316-1008 (230 amino acids)
Biological process (GO): defense response
Cellular component (GO): extracellular region
Source: RefSeq, a predicted model, not a curated record
AUCAUUCGAUUAUGUGGGCAAGUCGCCGCACCCACACUAGUUUCUUGUUUGGCUUUGGCUUCGAUUUUGGAGGUCCCAUGCAAACUCUUAAACGUAACAUGUACGCAUAACAUUUAAACUUUGAUCGCAUUUUCAAUUUUUCAUACACUAUGUAUUUAGAAAAAAUACGAACAAAUUUGUGACUUUUACCCAAUCUUUUAUGACUUUUCUUCCCCUCUUUUCCUAUAUAAACCAAAUUAUUUCAACUAUCUUAAACACACCAUCAACAAAUAAAAAAUACAAACUUCUAUUUAUUCAAUAAACAAGUCUUCCAAGAUGAGCCCCUCCGUAAGACCCCUCCUCAUUUCUUGCCUCGUAAUCAUCCUAGCUUCCGCAAUCUCCACACCUACCCGCGCAACCACCUUUACAGUUAAAAACCAAUGUAGCUACACCGUGUGGGGCGCUGCACUACCCGGUGGUGCAGAAGAAAUGCCCUCCGGUGACACAUGGAAUUUCGAUGUCGAUCCCAGCACGUCCGCUGGUCGUGUUUGGGGUCGCACCGGAUGCACCUCCGGUGGGUCCAACAGCCUUAAGUGCACCACAGGAGACUGUGGUGGUGGGCUAUUCGACUGCGGUACAAACUCUGGGGCACCCCCACUUACCAUAGCAGAGUAUACUUUAACAAAUACACAAGACACCAUAGAUAUAUCUUUGGUUGAUGGGUUUAAUGUACCCAUGAGUUUUAAGGCGGCUAGUGGAUGCGAUAAUACCCCCUCUUGCGCAGCUAAUGUUCUCGAUUCGUGUCCUUCCGACCUUAAGGUUGACGGCGGGUGUUUAAGCGCUUGCAAUAAGUACAAUACUGAUGAAUAUUGUUGUAGGAACCAAUAUGAAACAAAUUGUCCUCCAAAUAACUACUCCAUGAUUUUUAAGAAUUUGUGCCCUCAAGCUUAUAGUUAUGCUAAGGAUGAUCAAACUAGCACCUUUGUUUGCCCUCAUGGUACCAACUAUGUAGUUACAUUUUGUCCUUGA